CUUUGACUCGGAGAAUGGACCGUCGCCGGGUCGCAGCCCCCUGGACCCCCAGGCCCCCCCCGGGGCUGGUGCUCCACCCGUCCUUCCCCCAGAGCCAGCGGCGCGAGUCCUUCCUCUACCGCUCCGACUCCGACUACGACAUGUCCCCCAAGACCAUGUCCCGCAACUCGUCCGUCAACAGCGAGGGGCAUGCAGAAGACAUGAUAGUCACCCCUUUCGCUCAGGUGCUGGCCAGUCUACGGACUGUAAGAAGCAACUUCACCAUCCUCGCCAACGUUGCAACACCCACUAACAAGAGGUCGCCAGUGGCUACUCAACCCACUGUUCCUCAGGCCACACUUUCUGAUGAGACCUACCAGCAGAUGGCGCAAGAGACACUCGAUGAGCUGGACUGGUGUCUGGAUCAACUCGAGACCAUCCAGACCCACCGUUCAGUUAGCGACAUGGCCUCCACUAAGUUCAAGAGGAUGUUGAACCGCGAGCUGUCCCAUUUGUCAGAGAUGAGUCGCUCAGGGAACCAGGUGUCAGAAUACAUCUCCACAACCUUCCUAGAUAAGCAAAACGAGGUGGAGAUACCAUCUCCCACCCUGAGGGAACAGGAGAAGCCCAUGUGUCACAUCAGCGGGGUGAAGAAGCUAACGCACAGCUCCAGCCUCUCCAACUCCGCCCUGCCUCGCUUCGGCGUCAAGACCGAGCAAGAGGACGCGUUGGCUCGGGAGCUGGACGACUUGAAUAAGUGGGGCCUUAAUAUAUUCAGUGUGGCUGAGUUCUCCAAUAACCGACCUCUUAGCUGCAUGAUGUUUGCAGUCUUCCAGGAGAGAGAUCUAAUGAAGACCUUUCGGAUCCCCAUGGAUACCUUUGUCACCUACGUGAUGACCCUCGAAGACCACUACCACGCCAACGUGGCCUAUCACAACAGCCUCCACGCUGCUGAUGUCACACAAUCCACACACGUACUGCUGUCUACGCCGGCUCUAGAUGCUGUUUUCACCGACCUAGAGAUCCUUGCCGCAUUGUUUGCUGCUGCCAUUCAUGAUGUGGACCAUCCAGGCGUGUCAAACCAGUUCCUCAUCAAUACAAACUCAGAGCUAGCCCUGAUGUACAACGACGAGUCGGUGCUGGAGAACCAUCACCUGGCCGUGGGAUUCAAGCUGCUCCACGAGGAGAACUGUGACAUCUUUCAAAACCUGAGCAAGAGGCAGAGACAGAGUCUCCGGAAACUGGUCAUUGAUAUGGUUUUGGCGACAGACAUGUCCAAACACAUGAGUUUGCUGGCAGACCUGAAAACGAUGGUGGAGACCAAGAAAGUGACAAGUUCUGGGGUGUUGCUGCUGGACCAUUACACAGACCGGAUACAGGUGCUGAGGAAUAUGGUGCACUGUGCGGACCUGAGCAACCCUACCAAGCCUCUGGCUGUGUACAGACAAUGGACAGAGAGAAUCAUGGAAGAGUUCUUCAGACAGGGAGACAAGGAGAGAGAGCGAGGGAUGGAGAUCAGUCCCAUGUGUGAUAAACACACUGCAUCGGUGGAAAAGAGCCAGGUGGGCUUCAUCGACUACAUCGUCCACCCGUUGUGGGAGACGUGGGGGGACCUGGUGCACCCCGAUGCCCAGGACAUCCUGGACACUCUGGAGGACAACCGGGACUGGUACCAGAGUACCAUCCCCCAAAGCCCCUCCCCGCCCCCCGUGUGCCAGGACAAGGACCUUAACACCUGUGUGGAUAAGUUCCAGUUUGAACUGACCCUGGACGACGACCCCCCGUGUGAACACGGGGAGUCGCAGGAUGACGGCGGCGGGCAGCCCGUCCCCAACCACAUCACGCAGGACUGCGGGCGGCCCCCCGACGAGGGGAGGAACCAGGAAGCGGCGGCGGCGGCGGCGGGGAUCGCGGAAGAGGAAGAGGAGGAGGAGGAGGAGGAGGACAUUAUCGAAGAGGAGACGGAGGUGGCGAUGGAGGAGGAGGAGGAACAAGGAGACAAUGAGCGCAAAGCCCACUUGGAAGUGACCUGCCAGAAGGAAAGCCUUUUAGACACAAGUCCUGUAGAGGAAGAGGAGGAUGAGGAGGACUCAUCCUCGCCGGCGGAGGACACAUGACUCCUCCUGCAGUGUAUUUUCCCUCCUCACUUGCACACACGCUACCAUUGCUCCUUUCGUUUAACGGGGCGAACCGAGAACAAAUAAGACUGCAUUGACAAUACAGACCUUUAAAUCUAUUUUUCAAAAAGGGAAUUAAUUAUUAUUGCUUAAAAGAAAAGUUAGUUACACAGCAACUGUAGAUUAUGAGUGGUGACAAGUCCUUCCUGUUCAUUUCGAUAGGAACAUCGGAACGUGACGAGUGGAGUUGAGCAUUAACGACGGGGACGCGGAAGACAUUGUAGCACUCUGGAAGAGCCAUGCACAUUUAUAAACACACAUGAACUCACCAAUACAACACAAGCUAGGUCGCUGGGAGAUUCCAAUAACCGUAUACACCAGAAGUACCGGGAACAUUUGUACACUUCAGCAUCCACGUACACAAUAUGUACACAAGAUGCACACACGUUGCAACACAUUUGCCAUGUAGACACCCACAGCAACACACGCAAAGCAACACAACAUGUGUAUGCACACCCAUAAAGGUACCGAUAACACACUUGAGCGUGUGUUUGUAUGUGUGCAUAUACAGAAAAGUGAAGGACAAGGAUAAAUAACCAAUCUCUUUGGAAAAAGCCAUCUCUUAUUGGAAUUAUUAAACAGUGUCAGUCAGUAUUAGAAAUCCAUGUUUGCCAUACGAAACUCAGAAAAGCUACACAUCCAGGUGACAAUUUUUUCCAUUUCUGUCGGAAAGAAAAAUAUAAAUAUCCACAGAAUUGGAGGAGGAGAAGAGAGGAAGCUAAGGAAAGGAAGAUGCUGCGACGCGGGGGGGGGGGCCUACGUCCCGUACCCCCCCCCCUUUUUCCCUUUAUGAGGAGUGCUACUGGUGCAAGAUGGCUCUGUGCCUUUCUGAAACACCAGCUUCCUGAAUGGAGCUGUCGUGAAGCAAUGCAUUGUGGGACAGGAGUGUCUGCAUUUCUUAUCUUUCUUUUUGUUGGUUGUCUCUAGUUAAGGAUUUAACUGUUCAUGGUGUUGUUGUGGUGUGUCCGUCACACUUGGAGUGUCUGUGGUGAUAUUUAGGUUUUAGUUGUUUUGGGCUGUAGGUCUUCCUUUGCUGCUCUUCUGAUAAUAUAAUAACUUAGAUACAGACCAAUCACACACUCGUUUUUGAGUCCAUCUUUUCUUAUUGAUUUUCUUUUUUUACUUUCUGAGAAUAAGCCAUGAGAUGAUUUGACGACUAUGUUUUGCCUAUUUUGUAUUUACCACGGUUGCUAUGUAUGUAUGUUGCUACUAAAUGUCUGUGGAAUCGUUUCAUUUAGCAGAUCCCCAUGCACCAUCUAGCAUUCAGUUUGCUCACUUUGUUUGCUAAUGUCUAGUCAUAACUCACCAAACCAAAGGAUUGGCAUUGGCAAGGGGAUGCAGUGAUUUCAAAGAACACAGACGUUAGGGGAAUCAGAGUGAUAAAUGUUCAGGGAAGGGAAGAGAAGUGUUGACCUUAUGAGGGUAGUCUCUGAUCAUGUUUUUCAUGUUUAUAGCUUUUUUGCCUUAAUGUAUGAUUGCAGGACACAAUACCUGCCCGUAUUUCGAUUUAUAUGAUAUCAAAAUGAAUAUAAUAGUAUAUUUAUAUCAUCAUGAUGGUAUAGUCUUCGGUGAGUUUUAGGUUUGUCUUUACAAAAUGUGGGCAGUGUUUGGGUAUAGACCGACAAAGCAGCCAAUCAGUUGUGGUUUUUGUUGCAUUGCAGUGGGGCACAACGAUUGUGUUGUUUGAAUCAGGAAGGUGCAAUGACUUUACUUUAUAGCUAGCUAAAGACAUGCAAGUAAAUGAGCAGAUUCCACGAAGACUACGUUGGAUGGAGGCGUCUUUUUCAUUUUAAAAGAAAUACACAACAGGCUGUGGAAUCUGACGAGCGAGUGAAUGAGUGACAAGUCAAAAGUGUUAUAGGUCUAAAUAUGGUCAUGGGUCAUUCAGUGACAUCACCUAUAUCCUGUUGAAUGGUGUUAAAGGAUUUAAACAGCACAUGCCUCACAAGGUCACGGUUGGUUUGUGACUUCUUCACAGGGUAAAAAAAAACACACAACUAAAAUUAAAUCGUAGAAAAUUAUAAAGUCAAGCGGUAGUUUCUGCUGGUCAGUAACUGUGCUUAUCUUGAGACACUUUUGCAUGGUGCGACAGACGUUUGCGUGCAUGACCUGCACUGUCACGAGACGGCGUGGAGGCCACCACACAGGACUUCAUCCGGUCCAAUGGGAACCCAAUGUUAGGAUCACGUCUUUCUUUUUUAAACCACAUGAUUCCCAUUUGGGUUGGCCUUUUUCUUUGAAGAUGUUUCCUGUUUGUUUUUGGGCUUGGUUUUAUUUCAUAAGCUAUGAAACGUUAAUAUUUAAUUGCCAUAAAAACACGAUACUGUAGCAAAUGUUUCUUAUUAUGAAAUUAUUCAAUUGAUUAAUUGCUGCCAUUCUUUUUAAAUGAAGUAAAGGAAACCAUGGGAUAUAUAUCCUGUAUGUUUUCUUUUGAACAGUCUGUGUACAGUUUAUUUUUGUAUUGUUCUGGUGGAUGGUCUAGAAUUUGAAAUCACCUAAUGAUGAUAUCUGCUAUAAGCAUUAUCAGCAAUGUACAUACUGUAAUAUUGCAUUGUAAAUGAUCAAUUUAGUCAAUCCAUGAAGGAGGGCAAAUAAUCACAUGUAUGUUUGUUGAAAUUAACCACUGAAGCACUUCAGGACACAAUCCCUCCAUCUUCUCCUUCUUGUUCUGUUUAAUUUACGUUAACGUGCGCAAUCUCCUACUGUCACAUCCUAAACGUGCACAUUCAUCAGUAGUUAGCUUAAGCUGCACUUUAUUUUCAGUAGGUUAUGGGCGGUGCUUUGAGGUGGAGCACAAACUGUGCUGGAAUUCUGGUAUUAACUGAAUAAUAUGUUGAUUACAUUCCACCAAGUCAAGUCCCAAGCAUUCAUUGUGCAGUAGAGGCAUAACUGAUCUCAGUAGUCAUGCUAUAAUAAUAAUAAUAAUAAUAAUAAUAAUAAUAAUAAUAAUAAUAAUAAUAAUAAUAAUAAUACUCCUUGUGAAUGAGUUUUGACUUAUUGGUCAAAUAUAUGUGAAUUAAGUUUAAAAAAGGGAUGUGACUAAUUUAUUGAAAGUAAGUAAUAAGUGGUGUGUUCUUCGAUGACUUGGCCAUUUCUAGAAUGAUCUCCACCCUUUCUUCUUAGUAACUUGUCCUAGCCUAAUAAGCCUGAAUGUCAGUCUCACGGUGUCCUACCUAGCCGGUUCCCUUUGGGAUUGCUAUCAGGUUACUUUGUCAAAAACUGACUCCCUCUGAGAAUAAUUCUCUGGGCUUUAAUCAUGUGUUUGUUCACAACUUUUAAAAAGAUUAAACAACUGAAAAAAAACCACCAUGAAAUGAUUGUAAUAUUUGUAAAUGAUCUUGCUGUAAUGUGUAAAAUGUGUCUAAGUUAUUUUUAUUAUAUUAUUUUUAUGAAAGGUUUUCCUUUUGACAGAGGCUGACGUGUCAUUUUGUGAAUAAAUGCAUUUAAUAAGCAAACAUCUAUAUAUAAAACAAUAUCAUAUAUAUCAGUAUAUUUUUCUUUUAUUUCACUGUUCGGUACUGUAAAGUGUGUUGAAAAUACAAAUAAAGGACGAUUUUUGUAAUAAAGGUAA
Messenger RNA from Gadus morhua (Atlantic cod), 5727 nucleotides. It is a transcript of the gene pde4a, whose product is annotated as phosphodiesterase 4A, cAMP-specific. Gene Ontology annotation, biological process: signal transduction. Gene Ontology annotation, molecular function: 3',5'-cyclic-nucleotide phosphodiesterase activity. The record is from RefSeq and is a predicted model, not a curated record. NCBI's taxonomy places the organism in Eukaryota, Metazoa, Chordata, Actinopteri, Gadiformes, Gadidae.